AUGAGCAGCAGCUGGGCACGGACCGUCAUCUGCAUCGUCGCGGUCGCGGGCGCCGCCACCGGCACCGCGCUUCUCUAUAGGUAUGCGACGCGCGGCCUCGGUGGCGAGCAAGACCGGUCGCGCGAGCUGCCCACCGCGCGCAACACUGCGUCGACGGCGGUUGUUUCGGAGACGACCAUGACGGACGACGUCGACGAGCUCGCUGCGCUGGCCGACGAGCCCAUGGCCGACGACGCGCAGUUCAACCACCUCGUCGUGCAAGAAGGCUCGAUGCUGCUUUCGCUGUUUGGCGUCGCCUUUAUGGCGAUCGUGGCCAUUGUGGCCAUCUUGAUUGCGAUGACGAGCACGCAGUCGGUGUUCCAGAUGGACAUGUUUGCGCCGCUCAUGUUUAUCGGCAUGGGCAUUGUCGCGGCGUCCAUGACCCACACGGCCCAGCACCGCCCGUUGCCCGAGUCUGUUAUGCCGCCGCUUCUUGCCGAAAAGAGCGUGUAUCCCGACAACGAAAUGAACAUGGAUUCGAACCCGACGCCGCUGCCACCAACUCCGGUCGCAGCGCCGGCGCCCGUGGUCCCAGCCCAGCCGGCAACGCGAAGCCUCCCGGCGGCCCGCGCACCUGCAGGCGAAGCGCCAUCGAUUGAGUCCAUUCUCCGCCACGCCGACGAGCUCUACGACCAGGUUCGGUUCCGAGACUUGCACGCGUACUUGGCGACGAACCUCCAGCACUACCCCAAGGACGUGGAACUCCUCUGGCGGUGCGCGCGGUCAUGCCAGGACAUGAUGCCCGACAGUGCGAGCGACGACGGCAAGAAGACGCUGGCGUUUGAGGGCCUCAAGUACGCCGAGGAAGCGUACGCGGUCAACCCCAACCACGCCAUGAGCAACAAGUGGAUGGGCAUCAUGACAAGCACGUGUGGUUCGUUCUUGGGGACGUCCAAGAAGAUUGAAGGCGCAUACAAGAUCAAGGAGUUUAUCGCGCGCGCGAUUGAGCUCAACCCGACGGACGCCACGUCGCACAACAUCCUCGGGCAGUGGUGCUUGGCGUUUGCGAGUCUCUCGUGGUACGAGAAGAAGGCGGCGGCCGUCAUCUUUGGGACGCCGCCGACCGCCACGUACGAGGAGGCAGUGCGCCAUUUUCACGACGCCGAGAGCAUUAGCCCCGGUUUUUGGAAGAAGAACAGCUUCUUGCUCGGCGAGACGUACCUCAAAAUGAGCAACAAGACCGAGGCCAAGCUCUGGCUCGAGAAGGCGAAGGCAGUGCCCAUCAAGACGACCGAAGACAAGGAAGUCCACGCCGAGAUUGAGAAGCUCCUCCGAUCGCUGUAG
Messenger RNA from Saprolegnia diclina VS20, 1323 nucleotides. RefSeq lists its product as hypothetical. NCBI's taxonomy places the organism in Eukaryota, Oomycota, Saprolegniomycetes, Saprolegniales, Saprolegniaceae. Gene Ontology annotation, molecular function: microtubule binding. The transcript has 9 exons. The record is from RefSeq and is a predicted model, not a curated record. Gene Ontology annotation, cellular component: spindle microtubule; cytoplasm; mitotic spindle pole. The coding region runs from base 1 to 1323 and encodes 440 amino acids.